This is a messenger RNA of Musa acuminata subsp. malaccensis (wild Malaysian banana), 1409 nucleotides long. RefSeq names its product biotin--protein ligase 2. Gene Ontology annotation, cellular component: cytoplasm. NCBI's taxonomy places the organism in Eukaryota, Viridiplantae, Streptophyta, Magnoliopsida, Zingiberales, Musaceae. The record is from RefSeq and is a predicted model, not a curated record. Gene Ontology annotation, molecular function: biotin--[biotin carboxyl-carrier protein] ligase activity. Gene Ontology annotation, biological process: protein modification process.
ACGCGUCGCGACGCGACCGAACCCGAUGCACUCGGCCCUACUCCGCCCUACGGCCGCUGCAGCCGCAUUCUGUCGCCUCGGCCUCCGUUCCCUGCCUCCGUCCCGCCGUCCGAUCCUCCCCCUGUCCGCCGCCCGGCUCUCGUCCUAUUGUGGUGGUGCCAUGGACGGCUGCGGCAGCUCCACGGUCCUCGUCCUGGCCGGCAAAUCUCCGCAAGAGGACGACCUUGCUCGAUUCCUCAAGUCCAGGAGCGACACCCUAAAGCUCCUCGACGAGGAAGCAGGGGAGGUUAGGGUUUUACUCCGCUCCGAGGCGUACCAAUCCACUUUCGAUCCUCAGUUCUAUAUGGGCGCCCUCACCGCAAGCCGCUUUGGGCGGCUACUCAUCUGGUCCCCGAGGCUUCCCUCCACCCACGACCUUGUUUCAAAGAACUUCGGUGAGCUGCCGGUCGGCACAGUCUGCGUCACGGAUGUCCAGAUCAAAGGCAGAGGUCGGGCGAAGAAUGUGUGGGAGUCGCCCAUGGGCUGCCUUCUGUUCUCGUUCACGUUGCAGAUGGAAGAUGGGCGAAAGCUGCCGCUGUUGCAGUAUGUUGUGUCUCUUGCGGUGACUGAGGCAAUCAAGGAGUUGUGCCAAACCAAUGGAUUACCACAGCUCGAUAUUAGAAUAAAGUGGCCAAAUGAUCUUUAUCUAAAUGGUCUUAAAGUUGGCGGAAUCCUUUGCACUUCAACUUACAGAUCGAAGCACUUCAAUGUUUGUGCUGGUAUUGGAUUGAACUUGGAUAAUGAGAAGCCAACUACAUGUUUAAAUGCAGUACUGCAAGAGAUUAACUCAGGUUCACUUUGCUUGAGGAGAGAGGAUAUACUUGCAUCAUUUUUCAAUAAAUUUGAGAAUCUCUUUGAGGUUUUUCUAGAUCAAGGCUUUCAGUCUCUUGAGGAGCUGUACUAUAAGACAUGGCUUCAUAGUGGUCAGAAGGUUGUCAUAGAAGAAAAACAAGAGGGACAACCUGAGGAAAGCAUUAUAGUUACAGUUCAGGGAUUAACAUCCUCAGGAUAUUUAUUAGCUGUUGGUGAGGACGAUAAGAGUUAUGAACUCCAUCCUGAUGGCAAUAGCUUUGACUUCUUCAAAGGACUGGUUAGGAGAAGGUUGGAGUGAAGACUAAGAAAUUGUGCAGGCAGCAAACAGCACUAGCGGAUGUGAGAAUUUUGGUGCUUAACCUUCUCAAUAAAUUACAAAUACUCUUAGUAAUUAAAGAUAUGACUUGACAAAAGACUCGUGUAAUCAAUCAAUCUCAAGUAGUUGAAACAUUAUGUUUUUUUUUUUUAAUUAUUGUUGUUGUUGUUGUAUGUUCGUCAAUAAACUAAUCAAAUAAUUGAACUGAUUUCAGAAGUUUAUACAGUGACAAGUCAUUCUU